Xenia sp. Carnegie-2017 is the source of this 1139-nucleotide messenger RNA. Its product is annotated as serine/threonine-protein kinase pakH-like. Gene Ontology annotation, biological process: protein phosphorylation; intrinsic apoptotic signaling pathway in response to endoplasmic reticulum stress; IRE1-mediated unfolded protein response. The transcript has 5 exons. Gene Ontology annotation, molecular function: ATP binding; RNA endonuclease activity; protein serine/threonine kinase activity. The coding region runs from base 237 to 1082 and encodes 281 amino acids. NCBI's taxonomy places the organism in Eukaryota, Metazoa, Cnidaria, Anthozoa, Malacalcyonacea, Xeniidae. The record is from RefSeq and is a predicted model, not a curated record. Gene Ontology annotation, cellular component: IRE1-TRAF2-ASK1 complex.
CACGUAUCAACUCAAAGGACGCAACCAUUUGACGCUUAAAUUUUCACAACGUUAAGUGAUUUAAAAGAUCGAUUUUUCAAAGUUUUGAGUCAUCAACUAGUAAAAGAACGUUAAGUGAUUUAAAAGAUCAAGUGUUCAAAGUUUGGAGCCAUCAACAAGUAAAAGAACGUUAAGUGAUUUAAAAGAUCAAGUGUUCAAAGUUUGGAGCCAUCAACAAGUAAAAGAUCUUGCUUGCAAUGGAAGCGUCGUCUGCAAGACUUUAUGAAGGAGCAAGUGAAGCCAGAAACGAGCGUCGCAACCCUAAUAUGGAGGAAUGGCAGUUACAAGAGUUGGAAUAUGUUGGUCAUUCAGUUCAGCAUAGAGAUCUGUUGUCAAAAUUGUGUUAUCCCAGAGCAGACAAUAAACAUGUGGGCAAUGUACGUUUCUCGGAGAAGUUUAGGCUCGGCGAAGGAAGUGAUGAAACCCGUGUUUAUCUUGGACUGACACAGGAUGGUUACGGUAAAGCAGUGAAACAAAUUCGUAAAGAUAACUACCUCCAACCUGCACAGCAUGAAAAGGAAAUUUUAAACAAAUUCAAUGCAAGAAAGUCGAAAUAUGUUGUGAAUUAUUACUUCUUUGAUGGAGAUACUGGAACAGAAUAUGUUUAUUUGAUCUUAGACUUAUGUGAGGAAUCAUUGGAGAAGUUUGUGAAAUCAUCUUCUUUAAGUGAUCUUCAAAAAACUCUUCCCGUUAUUCUUAGACAAAUUUUGAAUGGAUUAGUUGAUCUUCAUAGUGGCCCAAAUCCUAUUCUUCAUCGGGAUUUGAAGCCUUCCAAUGUUCUCCGUGACGUAGAUGGCAGAUUUCUGAUAGCUGACUUUGGCAUUAGUCGAAUAUUGAAGGAUGGAUCUAAAACACACAAAAGCAAGUGUAACACGGGAAGUCGAUUUUGGAUUGCUCCUGAAGCAGUAGAAGAGGAAGGUUCAAAUAAAGCACGUAAUGAAGAUUUAAAUGAAGCACGUAAUGAAGAUUUAGAUGAAGCACGUAAUGAAGAUUUAAAUGAAGCCCCUAAUGAAGAUUUAAAGGAUGCCCUAAUGAAGAUUUAAAUGAAGCACGUAAUGAAGAUUUAAAUGAAGUCCCUAAUGAAGAUUUAAAUGAAGCCC